Molecule: messenger RNA, 606 nt
Organism: Nymphaea colorata (pocket water lily)
Lineage: Eukaryota; Viridiplantae; Streptophyta; Magnoliopsida; Nymphaeales; Nymphaeaceae
Product: putative glycine-rich cell wall structural protein 1
Exons: 1
Coding region: 1-606 (201 amino acids)
Source: RefSeq, a predicted model, not a curated record
AUGAAGACUCUGCUGCUGCUGAGCUUGGGGAUCGCUGUUCUUCUGGCGCUCGCCGCAGGGUUUGCCCAAGAGCCAGACCCGGACCCAGAGAUGGCUGCGAGUGGCCGCGGAACCGGCGAUGGUGGGUCCGGUGAAGGCGGUCGCGGCGGGUCCGGACGAGACGGCGGGUGGUCUUACCGCUUCGGAUCUGGUUCGGCUCCCGACGGCAGCUGGGACUACAGGUGGGGGUCGGGUUCCGGCCCCGGUGGUGGUUGGGGUUUUGGUUCGGGGAGCGGCCGAUCUGGUUCCGGUUCUGGUUCUGGUUACGGCUUUGGUUGGGGUACGGGGCACGAGAGCGGCGGUGGCGGAGGCGGAGGCGGCGGAGGCCGGGGCGGAGUUGAAGGUGGCGCUGGUGGUGGGGGUGGCGGCGGCGGUACCGGUGGCUUUUUUGGUGGGCCUGGUUCCUUUGGGUUCGGGGGUGGGUUUGGAGGUGGCGUUAACCCCUUCGGGUGCGGGUUCGGGUUCGGCGGACCGACUGGCGGAGGGUCGGGGCGGGGGCGGUUCGCCCGGACCGACGGCCAGGGCGCGCCGGAAGCCGACAACUCGAACGGCCGUAGGUGUGCAUAA